UGAGUGGUGGAUCAGGUGGCACCGAGGAUUCUGUUUUUGAACAGGACAGCAUAAAAUCAAGUAGAGCAAUUAAGAUGACCACAGAUAAAACAGAAUCUACGUCAUGGAGCUUCGAGGCUUUGGGUGGAGAUAUGUCUAAAGGAGUCUUAGAAAUUUCUGAUUUGAUUACCUAUGUAGCAGACCUGCAUUUUCACAAGCAGAAACUGGAGGAGGAAAACAAUAAGUUUAAAUCGGCAUUAGAAACCUUGGAAGAAGCUAACUGCCAGUUAUCAGAGGAUUGUACUGAGUUACGCCAUCAGAUAAAAAGUGCCCACCAAGCUAUUAUGAGAACAAAUCUGUUAAAAGAAGAACUGGAGGAACUGAAAAUUAGUAUGAAUGCUUCUGAAGAGCAGAAGACCAUGAUUUUAGCCCAGAACAAACAGUUAGAGACAGAAAACCGGGCUCUGAUUCUUAAGAUUCGGAUUCUCCAAGAAGAGAAUACUAAGAACAUUAUGGAUAUAUAUAAAUUGGAAAAGAAGAUUGAGGAGUUGUCUAAAACUGAGACAGAACACCAAAUGCAGUUACAUGCAUGUGAGAACGCUUUGCUUAGUAAAGAUGCAAGUUUGCAGAAGAAAGAUUUAAGUAUAGAAGAACUUAAGUCAACCAUCAUAGAAUAUGGAAACAUUAUAGAGAAUUUACGAGGGGAUAAAAACAAACUGACUCAUGAGUUACAGCACAUGCAGCAGGAACUUAUCAUAAAUGGGAUCCAGUUGAAUAUUAGUGGAGAGUGUAAUAGAAUCAUCUCUGAAGAAGAAAAAUCUUUACAUUGUGAACUCAUUCUUGCUCAGUCUGCAGAGAACGAUGAAACUGGGUGGCAGUGCGGUUUAAUCAACUUGUCAUCUCUGGAUAUAAUGAUGGACCAAGAAAUGCUGCUAUUACUGAGAACAUUUGAACAAAAGGGAGUGAAAUUCACAGCUAUGCUUCAAAAGCUGGAAUUGUAUAACAUAUGUACUCAUGAAGAAGUUUCUGAAGAUGAAACCAUCAUGGAUAGCUCGCUACAGUGGGUAACUGAUCCAGAAAUUACUGUGAAAGAAAAGUGGGAGAACAAGCUUACUGAAUUCAAAUAUAUAAUGGAAGAGAAACUAAGUCUUUGCAUAUUAAUGCCAAACGGCUUGGGAAACCAAAAAGAAUCUCUUGAUAAAGAAUUUGUCAAACUAAUAGAGAUUUUGAAGAGAUUCAGGCUGGAAUAUUUUUAUUUCAGAAAAGAAUUUCUCUCCAGGCAGAAACAACGAGAAGCCCUUGAACAAGUGCAAGAAGAUGCUGUCAACCAGGAAGCUGUCGUUAGGAAGAAGAUCCAAAGAACCAGCCAAUGGCUGGAGGACAGGGAGGAGCAGGUUGAGGAUCGAGAUCCGGCAGCCCACUCAGCUGGCGACAAAGAGAAGUCUUUGCUGCAUGAAUUAGAGGAAGCAAUCUCGGAACAACCGAAUCUCCAGACUGUAAAUACCGUGUUGGUGAACACUUGCCAGACACUUGAGCAGAAGACGAGGAAAUUGAAAACACCAACUGAGUCACUGAGAAAGAAGUUAAUUAAAGGACGCCUCCAUGGCUUGCCGUUUCAGAGCUGUUUAGAUGAGGAAUUUCCUCACUGUGAUCCCUCGUCCGGCACAGAUGGAAUUCAACAACCAUUUCAAGAUCAACUGAAGCAGUGUUGCCGUAAACAAUAUAGUGGUCAAGAAGCAAGAAUAUAUCAGACGCUCCUGACCUUCAAACAUACAUGCUGGUAUACACCUCUGCUGGAUGCCUUGCAUCUAGAGAGUCUCACAGCAAUUCCAAGCCUGGAACUCACACUUUCCUCAGGUGUAGCCAAACGAAUCCAGGUUUCAUGUGAAAGGCCCAACUAUGGAAAAGUAGAGGAUGGUGAUUUGGAUGUGACUAGAAGACGCAAGUGCCCAGGCCCUAAAGUUGGCCCCCACCCAGGAACAGAUCUUUCAGGUUGCAUCAGGAUGAAUGAUGACCUAAGGAUGGAAGAGAAUGGUGUUGACCGCUUGUAUUCUGAGAGCCUGCCACAGUCCAGGGAAUGUUCCACACUGUCAUCUCCUGGACACACUUUGUCCACAGAGAGUACUGUAACUUCAAGUGAUUCUGGGUCAGAAAUUUUGAAUAUGGCUUCUGGUGACCUGGACUGUAAAUCACUCUGUGAGAAAGAGGGAGAUACAAUUUCAGCUUCUGCUAUGAUAAAGAUCACAGGCCAAAGUCCAGCUCCUGAGAAUAUCGCACUCCAAGGCUCUAUGAGUGAGGACAAAACCAUGUUAAAUUUGGAAGCAAAAGAAGAACCAGAAACAAUAGAUGAGCAUAGAAAAGAAUGUGCUGCAGGAGACACUGCUCUUUCCUCUCGUCCUGUAACCACUGUGAAAUCCGUUAACUUUAGACAAAGUGACAACACUUCUGCUAAUGAGAAGGAGGUGGAGGCUGAAUUUCUCAGAUUAUCUUUGGGAUUUAAGUGUGACUGGUUCACCUUGGAGAAAAGAGUGAAGCUUGAAGAAAGAUCACGAGACUUGGCAGAAGAAAAUUUGAAGAAAGAAAUCACUAACUGUUUAAAGCUGUUAGAGUCUUUAACACCACUUUGUGAGGAUGACAACCAUGCCCAGGAAAUUGUUAAGAAGCUGGAGAAGAAUAUAACAUUUCUUAGUCAGUGCACUGCACGAGUGGCCAGUAGGGCUGAGAUGCUGGGAGCCAUUAAUCAGGAAAGCCGAGUUAGUAAAGCAGUUGAAGUGAUGAUUCAGCAUGUAGAAAACCUGAAGAGAAUGUAUGCCAAAGAGCAUGCUGAAUUAGAAGAACUGAAACAGGUUCUUCUGCAAAAUGAAAGGUCUUUUAACCCUCUUGAAGAUGAAGAUGACUGCCAAAUUAAAAAACGUUCAUCUUCCCUAAACUCCAAGCCAUCUUCUCUCCGAAGGGUGACCAUUGCCUCUUUGCCCAGAAAUAUUGGAAAUGCAGGAAUGGUGCCUGGGAUGGAAAAUGACCGAUUCAGUAGGAGGUCAAGCAGCUGGCGUAUUUUGGGAUCAAAGCAGAGUGAACACCGUCCCUCAUUACAUCGAUUUAUUAGCACCUAUUCCUGGGCAGAUGCUGAAGAAGAAAAAUGUGAACUAAAAACUAAAGAUGACUCAGAACCACCUGGAGAAGAAACAGUAGAGAGGACAAGGAAGCCAAGUCUUUCUGAAAAGAGAAAUAAUCCAUCAAAAUGGGAUGGUUCUUCAAUUUAUGACACAGUAGCUUCAUGGGCAACAAAUCUCAAGACUUCCUUCAGAAAGGCGAAUAAGGCACUCUGGCUUUCUGUUGCAUUCAUUGUACUGUUUGCAGCUUUGAUGAGCUUCCUCACAGGACGAUUUUUCCAAAAGUCUGUGGAUGCUGCUCCCACACCAGAUGGGGACUCCUGGGUGUCUCUAGAACAAAUCUUGUGGCCGUUUACCAGACUCCAACACAAUGGACCACCACCAGUGUGACUAGAGCACAUCUUGAUGUGUGUGUCUUGAUUUUUAAAGUUUCAGUAUCUGAACUUCGUAAAUUAG
Molecule: messenger RNA, 3545 nt
Organism: Zalophus californianus (California sea lion)
Lineage: Eukaryota; Metazoa; Chordata; Mammalia; Carnivora; Otariidae
Gene: IRAG2
Product: inositol 1,4,5-triphosphate receptor associated 2
Exons: 36
Coding region: 75-3479 (1134 amino acids)
Cellular component (GO): endoplasmic reticulum membrane
Source: RefSeq, a predicted model, not a curated record